AGUUCGUAAACAAGAUUUGAAGAUUUUCUUUGCAUAUUGGCAGAAAAGCAAUUUCAAAGUUGUGUGUCACUCAAGUUUUAUUUAUGGUUUUUCACAAUAAGUAUCAUAUCUUUAUGUUUCUUCUCAACAACAUGGUGCAGUGAUUAUUUCUGUAGAGCUAUUUUUCCAGUUGUCAUCGUCAUCCAGAGCUAGAUAGUCAUUAGAUCAUUUUGCUCAAAAUGUCGAAAAUGUCAGGAACUUAUUAUUUUGUGAUAGUAGGUCACAAUGAUUAUCCACUCUUUGAAAUGGAUUUCGUCCCUUCAAGUAAAGACUUCAAGAAAGAAGACCACAGUCAUCUAAAUCAGUUUAUUGCUCAUGCAGCUCUUGAUCUCGUGGAUGAACACAUGUGGAAGACAAACAACAUGUAUCUCAAAUCUGUUGAUAAAUUUAAUCAGUGGUACGUUUCUGCUUUUGUGACUGCCAGUCACAUGAGAUUUCUCAUGGUGCAUGAUGUCAAAAAUGAGGAUGGCAUCAAAAAUUUCUUCAACGAAAUCUAUGAAAUGUUCAUCAAGUAUUCAAUGAAUCCUUUUUACAAAUUCAACUCGCCCAUUAGAUGCCCAUCAUUUGAAAGGAAAACUCAAUUCUACGGCUGUAAAUAUCUGGUGAAUUAAUCUCAGAACUUUUGAGAGGAAAAUGACAAGAAGCGCCUGCGUCCUCACUUCGCGUGUCAAUGCCGGGUCCAAACCAUGCGCGUCCUUGCCGUGCCCCAACCAUGCGCGUGCACGCUGAAUAGCUACUCCUCAAAGGGAAACUAGACUGCGCGGGCACUCUCACGUCGGUUCUUGGAGUUGAAUUACACAGUAUAGAGUUCGCAACAUCUAGUUUUUAAUGGGAGUUACUGUGAACUUAUUAUUUGUAUCAGCAAUGAUCAUGGAUCAAGGGUGUUAAAAGAUUAAGAUUUUAACAUACUAGCUGUCAACACGUUUAUUCUAUUAUUGUUAAUAUUCUUUCAUAAUUUUCCUUAGUUUAAUUUAAAGCUACUGUGAUAUAUUCAUUAUGAAUUAUGUGUUUAUUUCUCAAAAAUAAAAUCUCAAAAAUUAAAAAUGGUGUAAAAGUGAGGAACUCAUUUUGAAACCAUGCAUAUUAAAAAACUA
Messenger RNA from Bemisia tabaci, 1133 nucleotides. It is a transcript of the gene Trs20, whose product is annotated as trafficking protein particle complex subunit 2. NCBI's taxonomy places the organism in Eukaryota, Metazoa, Arthropoda, Insecta, Hemiptera, Aleyrodidae. The record is from RefSeq and is a predicted model, not a curated record. Gene Ontology annotation, biological process: endoplasmic reticulum to Golgi vesicle-mediated transport.